Molecule: messenger RNA, 480 nt
Organism: Gastrolobium bilobum
Lineage: Eukaryota; Viridiplantae; Streptophyta; Magnoliopsida; Fabales; Fabaceae
Exons: 1
Coding region: 1-480 (159 amino acids)
Source: RefSeq, a predicted model, not a curated record
AUGAAUAAUCCCAGUUCUUCAAAAAGUACUUUUGAGACUGUAGAUCUCCAAGACCAAUUUGCCAUCAUCCAGACAGUACCCCAAGACAUAGAUGAAUCUCAAUCCUCUAAAACAACAGAAACCUCCUCAUCCUCUUCAGAUACUCAGAGUUCUGAUUCCAAAGAAGCCUUUGAACCAGACUAUCAAACACCUGAAACCACACCUGAAAUCACACCUGAAACCACACCUGAUAGUACACCUGAAAUCACAUUUGAAACUUCUGAAGAAGAGCAAUCUGAUGAGAUAGAUUCUUCUGAUCUUUCAGAAGAAAAUUAUGCUAAUAUUACUAGCAUACUAAUGGCCAGAACUGCAGAAUCCAGAGUUGAGUCGUACUAUGAUUCCCCUGAAUCUGAAACAGGUGAGUCUACUAGCAGAAAUCAAACUAAGAAAACUGCAGCAGGACCGUGGUUUACACUUGAUGAUAUUUCUCCAAACCUAUAG